CCUUUACACUACAAUAUGGAGAUGCCUGACCUAAACUGUACCUAUAAACCGGCACCAGUACAGUGUAAUGGGUUUGACCCACGUGCCUUCCGCUGGGCCUUAACCAUGAGGCUGGCAGUGGAGGAGAUCAACAACAGCAAAGACUUACUACCCAACCACACACUGGGUUAUACGAUUUUUGACUCCUGUGCAUACCCUUUAACUGGCCAGCGGGCAGCUUUGGCCAUCCUAAAUGGACCCGGUGAGGUCAGUAGCCCACUGUGCGCUGAGGCUGCUCCAUUAAUAGCUGUCAUCGGAGAGUCAGGGUCUGCUCAAUCAAUAGUGGUGUCCAGGAUUCUGCAACCUUUUAGAAUACCAAUGAUCAGCUACUUCUCCUCUUGUGCCUGUCUCAGUGACAGAAAAGAGUUCCCCACUUUCUUCAGAGUAAUUCCCAGUGAUGACUACCAGGUAAAAGCCAUUGCCCAGCUUCUGCAGCACUUCAACUGGACAUGGGUGGGUGUGGUGCGAGGGGACCACGCGUAUGGCCGCUUUGCCCUGCAGGGCCUCCUGAGAGAGCUGACAGGCACAGGUGUCUGUGUGGCUUACCAGGAGAUGAUUCCCCUGCUGUAUGAGAGGCAGAGAGCACUCAAAAUCAUCAAUGUCAUGAGGACCUCUAGUGCUCGGGUGGUGGUGGUCUUCUCUGCUGAGGGUGAGCUCACCCCGUUCCUGAGUGACUACAUGGAACAGAAUAUCACUGGGAUCCAGUGGAUUGCAAGCGAAGCAUGGGUGACUUCCUCUGUGUUCACAGGGAGUGAGUACUACCCUUUCCUGGGGGGCACUAUUGGCUUUGGGAUACGACAAGGCCAGAUCCCAGCACUCAGAGAUUACCUGAUGACAGUGGACCCAUGGCAUUACCCCUCUAUGCCCCUCUGCACAGGGCAUGAGAUUCUGAAGGAGCAGCACUCUGCCUACAUGAACACCUCAAGCCCUCGCAUUUCCUAUAAUGUGUACAAAGGUGUAUAUGCUAUUGCUCAUUCCCUGCACAACCUCAUGCACUGUGAAACUGGACAGGGACCGUUCAAAAACUCUUCAUGUGCAGACAUCAACAACACCUAUCCAUGGCAGCUCCAGCACUACCUUCAAGAUGUAUCAUUCACCAUAUCAGGAGAAGAAGUGAACUUUGAUGAGAAAGGGGACUCAAUUCCAUCAUACGACCUUAUUAACUGGCAGAGAGGGCAUGAGGGGAAUAUUGAGUUCAUCAAUGUUGGAUUGUUUGAUGGUGCAAACGAAGCUGGGAAAGAGCUACUCAUACAGGACACAAUGAUCAUGCUGGUGUCUGUGUGCAGCGACAGCUGUCCUCCAGGAUCCCGGAAGGCUGUCCGUCCUGGGGAGCCUCUGUGCUGCUUUGACUGUGUACCAUGUGACAGUGGCAAGAUUAGCAAUGAGACAGAUUCAAUAGACUGCAUGUCCUGUCCUGAAGACUUUUGGUCAAAUUCUGUUGGAACACACUGCAUACCCAAGGUUGUUGAGUUUCUUUCCCACGAUGCAAUGGGAGUGUCACUGACAGUGAUAGCCAUUGUAGGUGCCUGUCUCACGGUUUCUGUUCUAGCAGUAUUCCUUUAUCACAGAAACACCCCCAUUGUCCGUGUUAACAACUCAGAGCUGAGUUUCUUUAUUCUGCUCUCACUCACUCUGUGUUUCCUCUGUGCACUGGUGUUUAUCGGAGAGCCCACAGCCUGGUCCUGCAUGCUGCGCCACACGGCCUUCAGUAUCACAUUCUCCCUCUGCAUCUCAUGCAUCCUGGGCAAGACUUUAGUGGUCCUUGCUGCUUUCACAGCCACUCGGCCUGGAAACAACAUAAUGAAGUGGCUGGGGCCCAGUCAGCAGAGGGUCAUCAUCUUCUCGUGCACUCUGGUUCAGGUCAUAAUCUGUGCUGCCUGGCUAAUCUACGCUCCCCCUCUUCCCUAUAGAAACACCCAGUACCAACGCUCCAAAAUUAUCCUGGAGUGUAGUGUGGGUUCUGACUUGGCAUUCUGGUGUGUUCUGGGAUAUAUUGGACUUCUGGCUUGUUUGUGUUUUGUGCUGGCCUUCUUGGCCCGAAAGCUUCCUGGAAACUUUAAUGAGGCAAAGUACAUCACUUUUAGUAUGUUGAUCUUCUGUGCAGUUUGGUUAGCCUUUGUCCCAGCCUAUGUCAGCUCCCCAGGAAAGUUCACUGUAGCUGUGGAGAUUUUUGCCAUUUUGGCAUCCAGUUUUGGCCUACUAUUGUGCUUAUUUGCACCAAAGUGUUACAUUAUCUUGGUAAAACCAGAGAAAAACACUAAGCAUCACCUAAUGGGAAAAGAAAAGUAA
Molecule: messenger RNA, 2328 nt
Organism: Clupea harengus (Atlantic herring)
Lineage: Eukaryota; Metazoa; Chordata; Actinopteri; Clupeiformes; Clupeidae
Product: extracellular calcium-sensing receptor
Exons: 7
Coding region: 16-2328 (770 amino acids)
Biological process (GO): DNA integration; G protein-coupled receptor signaling pathway
Cellular component (GO): plasma membrane
Molecular function (GO): nucleic acid binding; G protein-coupled receptor activity
Source: RefSeq, a predicted model, not a curated record